UGCUGUGGGUAAACCGUACACGUUUUGGGCUAGGAUUAACGCUUUAGGUGGGAGAACCAAUGAGAUUGAGGGGGCGGGAAAAAUACAGGUUAUGGCGGAAGUGAGAUAAAAUUGGCUAGUUGAUAUGCUAAAACUGGAGGUGUUGGGAAGCGAAAGUAUAGUAUAAAAUAAUGUUGUUUGGUACUAAAAUGCUGGUAUUUAUUUCGUAGUGAAUACACCCUAUAACAGCACUAUCUAUCUUCAAGUCACGACUUGAUUGUCAACAACCAAGCAAAUCCAGUAGCUAGCUAGCUAUCUGAACAGUUAGCUAGGCUAGUUAGUGCUAACGCUAUCUAAACAGGGCUGGAUUUGACCAGUAGAUUUAACAACAGCUAACGUUGAUUUGUUGGUAGAGUUUAGGCAAAAUGUCGAUUCAGUACGAGGAGCCUGCAUUGGCAGAGAGCUAUGGUGUUGUGGACUCUUUCCCAAAGGAUUUUGGCUACGGAGUGGAGGAACCAGAUAUCGAGGAGGAGAGCACGACAUCAGGUGACAGUAAACCAAGGAUCCUGUUGAUGGGAUUGCGGAGAAGUGGGAAGUCAUCUAUUCAAAAGGUUGUAUUCCACAAGAUGUCGCCCAACGAGACACUAUUCUUGGAGAGCACCAACAAAAUCUACAAGGAUGACAUCUCCAGCAGCUCUUUCGUAAAUUUUCAAAUCUGGGACUUCCCUGGUCAGGUGGACUUCUUUGACCCUACCUUCGACUAUGAGAUGAUUUUCAGGGGCACGGGGGCUUUGAUAUUCGUCAUUGAUGCUCAGGAUGAUUAUGUUGAAGCCUUGGGGAGGCUACAUCUCACAGUGUCCCGAGCCUACAGGGUCAACCCAGAGAUCAACUUUGAGGUGUUUAUCCAUAAGGUUGAUGGCCUGUCAGACGAUCACAAGAUAGAAACCCAAAGAGAUGUCCAUCAGAGAGCCAACGAUGACCUGGCAGAUGCCAGCCUGGAGAAGCUUCAUCUCAGCUUUUAUUUGACCAGCAUCUAUGACCACUCUAUAUUUGAGGCUUUCAGUAAAGUUGUCCAGAAGCUCAUUCCUCAGCUACCAACAUUGGAAAACCUUGUGAACAUUUUCAUAUCAAACUCUGGGAUUGAGAAAGCCUUCCUAUUUGACGUGGUCAGUAAGAUCUACAUCGCCACCGACAGCUCCCCUGUGGACAUGCAGUCAUACGAGCUUUGCUGUGACAUGAUCGAUGUUGUCAUCGACGUCUCUUGUAUCUAUGGCCUGAGGGAAGAUGGAAGUGGCAGUGCCUAUGAUAAGGAGUCUUUGGCCAUCAUUAAGCUCAACAACACCACCAUACUCUACCUGAAAGAGGUCACCAAGUUCCUAGCCCUCGUUUGCAUCCUUAGAGAGGAGAGCUUUGAAAAGAAAGGUUUAAUAGACUAUAACUUCCAUUGUUUCCGCAAAGCCAUCCAGGAGGUGUUUGAAGUGGGGUCAUUGACACAGAGGACAGGCAGACUACAGCCAAGCUCGUCCAACAACAGCUUGUCCAGCGUAAAAUUUGGUGUAUUAAACGGAAGUGCUGUUUAGAGGAAUGUAAGAAAAGCAGAGUGGUUUGGAAUGCCUUAGCGCACUGAGAAUGGACAAGUAGUAAUUGUGUAGUUUACUUGGAAGGCUAUGGAGCAUCAAAGGUGACACAGGGAAAAAGCAGGAAAAACUGUGAAAAUUUACACUUGGGGGGGAAUGCUGUUCUGUGCAAGGAUUGGAAUGGGUCAAAAAACGCUGGAAUGGACUAAACACUGAAGAGAGUUGAAGCCAGCAAGCACAUCUAUUUUAAGCACCUGAAUGUUUUUGGGUUGUGUCUAAUCACAAUUAUUUGACGAUAAUGAUUAUUUUUGCUACAAACAGUUUUACGAGUAUCGAAAUGACAACGUCGUCAUUGGGGUCUUCCUCAGCACAAGUCAUUUAAACAGGGCACUAUCUGUGUUUUCCCCCUCUUAUUUCAGGCAAGGUUCAACAGGAAGCAACAUUGUCAAACAAAUGAAUUAGGAAGCCUGCAUUGAAUCAGUAAAUAUCACUUAAAAAUAUAGAUGUUGGUGUUAUCACACAGGACAUGGGUUACUAUGGUGCAAAGGCGACUAUUUGUAAGCAUACACCUAUAGAUCUGUGAUGAUUGCUACAUGUAUUUCUUUCAACUUAGUUGAUUUGAUUGUUUUGGAGCCUAACUAAAAACUAGGCCUUGUUCCUCAAAGAUAACAUUCCCCCAUCUUGGAAGAAAACCACAUUGAAAAGUACUUGUGGUUGUAAACUAUGAUACUGUACCUACUACUCUCAUGCAGUUGUGUCAGUUUGAACCUGUAGCCAAAUCCACUAUAAAAUGAGUUUACUUUUAGGCGAAUCAGUGCCCUGUGCUGCAUAAAAACAUAUAUAUAUAUAUAUAUAUAUAUACAGAACUAUACUAAUGUGUGAAUGUUUGCUGAAAGAUCUCUGUGUUACAAAUACCUGGGUCCAACAUUUUUUUAAACAUAAAAUGUAUUAAUUUAAUCUUUCAAUUUCGCUUACACAAUUAUGAUUGGUAUGUGUGUAAGGGUAUUUAUCUCUCUGACAUGGAAAGCUAUCUGAAAGGUCAGUACUGUACAUACAGUAUGUUUCGUAGUGAGUACCAACAACCCUCGUGGUAUGUAGAGGUAAUCACUCAGGGUGCGUCCCAAAUGGCACCCUGCGUCCCUACAUAGUGCAAUACUUUUGUAGUCUGACUACCCAUCCUCAUUGCCCUGGCCAUAUGCCACACCCACUAGCAUUUCUUGUAUGGAGUGAUCGAAAGAGCAGCGGAAUUCAAUUCAAGAUGAGUCGUCAGGCAACUACUUUUGACCAGAGCCCUAUUGGCCAUGGUCAAAAGUACUGCACUAUAAAGGGAAUGCUCGAGGUCUCCCUAGACACCAACAGUGCCAGUUAUAAUAACCUAUGAGUCUGCCUUAAUUACCAGCGUUACAAAUGGAGUAGUACAGGAUGUUAUUCUUACUGGUUCCAGGGCGCUGUAGUGACUGACUCUUAGCUUACGGGGCGGCAGGUAGCUUAGUGGUUAAGAGCGUUGUGCCAGUAACCGAAAGGUUGCUGGUUCUAAUCCCCGA
Molecule: messenger RNA, 3100 nt
Organism: Coregonus clupeaformis (lake whitefish)
Lineage: Eukaryota; Metazoa; Chordata; Actinopteri; Salmoniformes; Salmonidae
Product: ras-related GTP-binding protein C
Exons: 7
Coding region: 405-1559 (384 amino acids)
Biological process (GO): cellular response to starvation; positive regulation of TOR signaling; regulation of autophagy
Cellular component (GO): nucleus; Gtr1-Gtr2 GTPase complex; lysosome
Molecular function (GO): GTPase activity; GTP binding
Source: RefSeq, a predicted model, not a curated record